Molecule: messenger RNA, 1492 nt
Organism: Rubroshorea leprosula
Lineage: Eukaryota; Viridiplantae; Streptophyta; Magnoliopsida; Malvales; Dipterocarpaceae
Source: the annotation of a GenBank genome assembly
UUCAGGUUUCCUACAAAACUUUUUGGUGUCAUGAUCAUGAAUUGUGCAAAGAGGUUAUUUAGCUUAAAGUUUGUACAAGGGGAUGUUUCUCAUAAAAAUUAGCAUAAUUUUCUGGCUUCCUACAAGUGGCUGAGUUGUUUUUUUUUUUUGGUGUCAUGAAAUGUUGCAAAGAGGUUAUUCACGGAGCUUGUUUGGAAAACAUGGCAGUGGGUUGGAAAUAGUUUAUACCUUGUCUUCCUGGUUGAUGAGCAGUCUUCCAAGUUACCAUAUGAGGCUUCUUAGAGGACUUAAACUCACAGGAGUACUAUGCGUCAAUUGAGUCCAACUAGGCUCCCUUCAUGGUGGAGUCUGAUUCAUACCUUGAAACAUAUCAUACUGUCUUGAGAUGACUGGUGAACCUUGCUGCUAUAACCAAACAUGGUAAGAGCUAGGAAGGAGUUGAUGUGUUAGUGUUUGAGAGCUAUAUCUAAUGGAUGCACAGGUGUUACAAGCCUCAGAUCAAUGCUAUGUAAGUUUCCAGUUUUCAAUCUAAUGCUUUCUAUUCCAUCCAAUUUCUUCUACUUUUUGUGAACCUUGCUGCCAUAGCCAAACACAACAAGAUCUAGGAAGGAGUUGAUGUGUUGGUGCUUGGAGCUAUGUGUGGUAGAUGUACAAGCAUAUAGAACAAGCUUCAUAUCAAUGUUAUAGCCGUUCAGGGCUUUCACCUCUUCCUCCAGAACUAGUUGCUCUCAACUAUGGUUGUGAUGCAAAUCAUGAUAUCUCUCUUGCUAUAGUUACUAGACCCAGUUUUAAGGAAUUGAAGAGGGAAAGGAGGGACAUUGGCCAUGGCAGUUGAGCUUAACAAGCAACAUGAGGUAUAUCAGGGAGACUGAACUUGUGAAACAUGCAGACUUUUACAAGUUUCACUCAUCUGUUUCUUUUGGGAUAUACAACACAGGAAGUGAAGCAGGAAAGAAGAGGAGUGAAGCAGGAAAGAAGAGGAUUUAGCAAGAGAUUGGCCACCAUUUGCCCCAGUUGUUCAUAAUGAUAUUGCCAAUGAUAUGCUCAUUUAUUGACAAAAGUUUAUGUUUAUUGCCCUUCCAUCAUUCUUAGGAUUGGUUCUGUGCUUUUUUUGGAAUGACAUAACUGCUACUGCAGCAUGCAUCGAAGGGGAAAGAUGGAAGCAUCAUACUGGGGAAUUGGAUCUCGUCUUCCCAUCAUGGUGACAGUUCGCAACAUCUUAUAAGAACUAAAGAUCAAACAUUACUGUUUUGAACAAAUACACAAUUAUCAAAAUAUCAAAAACAUGUUCAUAUCUGUUUAUGCCUUAUGGUGAACAAAAGGGAAAAACUCUUGAGAGGAAACAGAGAUUUGACCCUAAAGAUUUUGCUGAUUGUGUUUUCACUGGUUCUUACUGGGAUUACCUAAUGCAUGGAAUGAGAUUAUGUAUGCAUAUUUGUUGAGCAGUUGUAAAAAUCUUUGUGAUCCAUCUAAACCUUCUUUUUGGAUAUCU